AUGUCGGACGAAAAGAGCGGAAAACAAGCUACCUUGGGAAGGUUCUUCGGUUCGAAUGCCAACCAAGCGCCAAAGAAACAGACUACGUUAGCCUUCGGUGGGAAAAGACAGCGCGCCAGCAGUGAUGCACCUGAUGCAGAGGCAAAGGACACUACAGAUGACGUGAAGACGGAAACAAAACCAGACACUGAUUCGGCGCUUGUCACUUCCACCAAUGGAGCAUCUCCCACGAAACGCACGAAGCGGGAGACGAGCGCCGAAGCGGAAGAAAGCGAUGGAUCGGACAUCCAGCCUGUUUCCAAGCGCCGUAAGAAGGCGUCCGUCAACUCAUCACCAGCUGCCAAAAAGUCCACGCCGUCCCCGAAGAAGCCGAAAACAAGCCAGCCGAAGCUUGAAUCGCCUUCGCCCAAACCGAUUACAAAGAAGGCCACAGAAGUGAAGUCUGAGGAGAAAUCACCAUCAGUUGAGAAAGAGGAAGAAGUCUCGGAAAGCGAAGAAGAAGACCUCGAGCCCGAGGCCAAGAAGAAAUCAAUCGAAAAGUUCCAAGCCAAAUUGACAGGGAGUGGUAAAGACCCAUAUCCGGACUGGAAGGCAGGCGACGCUGUGCCCUACGCCGCGCUAUGCACCACCUUCUCUUUGGUCGAGAUGACCAGAAAGCGCUUGGAAAUCACCGAUCACUGCUCCCUCUUCCUUCGCCAAGUUCUUCGCCUGACCCCAGACGACUUCCUGCCCACAGUUCAACUCAUGAUCAACAAGUUGGCUGCAGACUACGCAGGAAUUGAAUUGGGUAUUGGAGAGUCUCUGAUCAUGAAAGCCAUCGGCGAAUGUACUGGUCGCAGCCUUGCUAUCAUCAAAGCCGAUCAGCGUGAGAUUGGAGAUCUGGGACUCGUGGCUGCCAAGAGCAGGUCAAACCAGCCUACGAUGUUCAAGCCAAAGGCUUUGACCGUUCGGGGUGUUCAUGCAGGCCUACUAGGUAUCGCGCAGGUCCAGGGUCACGGAUCCCAGGACAAAAAGAUUUCAGGAAUCAAAAAACUUUUGUCUGCAGCGGACGCCGAUGCCGCCGGCAAGGGAAGCAAGGGAAUUGAUAUCAACAAGGAUAAGGGCGGACCAAGCGAAGCCAAGUACAUUGUCCGCUUUUUGGAGGGCAAGCUCAGGCUGGGACUUGCCGAGAAGACGGUUCUUGUCGCUGUUUCUCGCGCAAUCCAAGCACACGAAGCUGAAUCAAGCGGCAACAAGCUGCCAACGACCGAGCAGAUGGUUGCAGGCGAGAACAUUUUCAAGUCUGUCUACAGCGAGCUUCCUGCUUACGAGGUUAUCAUUCCUGCGAUGCUCAAGCAUGGUCUUUCUAAACUACCGGAAGUUUGCAAACUUCAGCCGGGAAUUCCUCUCAAGCCUAUGCUUGCCAAGCCUACUAAGUCUAUCACCGAAGUCCUCGACCGCUUCGAAGGAAAAGAGUUCACCUGCGAGUACAAGUAUGAUGGAGAAAGAGCACAGAUUCACUUUGUGUCACCAGACUCAAUCGACCAGUAUCCUGGAGCUCUGGCUACAUUGCAGAAGGAUAGCAAGGGCCUGUCCUCAAUCUUUUCCCGAAACUCAGAAGAUCUUUCUAAGAAAUAUCCUGAUGUUUUGGGUAAGCUUGACACCUGGGUUAAGAACGACGUGAAGAGCUUCGUUCUUGACUGCGAAACAGUUGCAUGGGACACAGAGAACAAGAAGGUUCUGCCCUUCCAGCAACUGAUGACCCGUAAGCGUAAAGAUGUCAAGGCUGAGGACGUCAAGGUCAAAGUUUGCGUGUACGCUUUCGAUUUGCUGUUUUUCAAUGGAGAGCCCUGUGUGAAAAAGUCUCUGAGAGAACGUCGAGAGCUUAUGCACGAAUGCUUCCAGCCAGUCGAGGGCGAGUUCCAAUUUGCCCAAUACGGCAACUCGAAUGUUCUAGAUGAGAUCCAAGAAUUGCUCGAAGCUAGUGUCAAGGCUUCUUGCGAGGGUCUUAUGGUGAAAAUGCUGGACACAGACGAGAGUGGCUAUGAGCCCAGCAAGCGCAGUCGCAAUUGGCUGAAGGUCAAAAAAGACUACCUAGCUGGCGUUGGCGACUCUCUCGACUUGGUUGUUCUGGGCGCGUACUAUGGACGUGGAAAGCGUACCUCGGUCUAUGGUGCCUUCCUCCUUGCUGCCUACAACCCCAACAGUGAUACCUAUGAGACCAUCUGUAACAUCGGCACUGGCUUCUCUGAAGCGCUCCUCGAGGAGCUGCAUAAGACGCUGGUUCCUCUGGUCAUCGACCGCCCCAAGCCUUUCUAUACUCACUCAACUGUUCCCAAGGACCAACCCGAUGUCUGGUUUGAACCCAGGCUGGUAUGGGAGGUCAAAACAGCCGAUCUGACUCUCAGUCCUCGCUACCAAGCCGCUGCGGAUGAGUUCCAAGGAACCACUGAUAGUGGAAAGGGUAUAUCUCUGCGUUUCCCGCGAUACAUCAAAUCUCGCGACGACAAGAAGCCAGACGAGGCCACCACCACGCGUGCGGUUGCUGAGAUGUAUCGGAAGCAGGAAGCAGUCAGUAAGGAGAGCUCGAGCAAGGGCGGUGUGGACGAUGACUUUGAGUAUUGA
Molecule: messenger RNA, 2604 nt
Organism: Penicillium brevicompactum
Lineage: Eukaryota; Fungi; Ascomycota; Eurotiomycetes; Eurotiales; Aspergillaceae
Product: DNA ligase (ATP) CDC9
Exons: 4
Coding region: 1-2604 (867 amino acids)
Biological process (GO): DNA biosynthetic process; DNA recombination; DNA repair
Cellular component (GO): nucleus; mitochondrion
Molecular function (GO): DNA ligase (ATP) activity; DNA binding; ATP binding
Source: RefSeq, a predicted model, not a curated record